AUGGCGCUCCGGCUCCGCUCUGCCCUCUCCGCCGCCGCCGCCUACGGACGCCUCCUCCGCCACCGGGCUCUCUCCGCGGAGGCCACCUCACGCCCUCAGUGGGGUGUGAUCGUCGGCACGCGUCCGGUCAAGUCGCCGGCGCUCCGUGCGACCUUCCACCUCGCCGAGCCCCCGCGCGCCUCCCGCCUCCUCGUCCCCGCCCACCUCCUCGGGUCGGGGCCACUCCCGGGCGUCGACAGAGGAAUCAUGGGCGCGCUCUUCUGCGACGUCCGCGCCGUGAGCGCCGACGGCUUCCUCCUCCUCAACUUCCUCGACAUCCGCACCACGGGCCCCGUCCUCGAGAGUCAGCGCGCUGACCCAUUUCGGGACGCGACCCUUUCAGCGCUCCCCGAGGCCACGCGGUUCGUCUGCAACCCUCUCAGCGGCGAGCUGUUCCGCCUGCCGGACAUCGACGGCACCAAGAAGACCCUGUGCGACAACCGCUUCGGCCUCCUCACCAAGGCCCGGCGCGGUCACGGCCCGCCCGACAGGUACGCCGUCGCCGAGCUCCUACAGGAAAAGGAGCCCUCGAGGUGCUUCUCCAUGAGGCGGUUCCUCUCCGAGACAGGGGAGUGGGAGAAGCUCACGGGCCUGCCGUCCCCGCUCCCACUCCCGCUGGCGCGUCGGAUGGAGGUGGACCACGAGGCCGUGGCCUUCGGCGGCCGGCUCUGGUGGGUCGAUGGGAGCUGUGGUGCCGUCUCCGCGGACCCGUUCAGCGACCGGCCCGAGCUCCGCUUCGUGGAGCUCCCGGAGGGCAAGGAGCGAGUGGCCCCUGAUCCCCGGACCCUGUGCAGAUACCGGCGCGUUGGGGUCAGCGAGGGGAGGCUGCGUUACGCCGUGGUGUCCCAGUGGGAGCCCUUCGUUCUCCGCUCGUUUGCCCUUGAUGGCGACGACGAUUGGACACUGGAGCACGAGGUGGCGCUUAGCCCACUCUGGACGAACGGGGGCUACCCCUGGCUGCCUAUGGAGGAGACACCGCGGAUUGCCGUCAUCGACCCCAUGAACGCGAGCAUCAUGCAUCUCACCAUCGGCAACUAUGUUGUCACCGUGGACAUGGACAGGGGAAAGGUGGUUGCUAGUGCAAUUGUCUCGGCGGCUCAUCAGCAUGGUCUAAUCACGGCCAAUGGUGGUUUCUUUCGGGCAUUUCUGCUCUCGCCGUGGCUUGGAUCAAGCCGGAUUCCUCGUGCAGGCAAGCCGGGCAAUGCCAGGAACAAGACUCUGGCAGAUGUUCUGAUUCGCUCAAACUGA
This is a messenger RNA of Triticum turgidum subsp. durum (durum wheat), 1287 nucleotides long. Lineage: Eukaryota; Viridiplantae; Streptophyta; Magnoliopsida; Poales; Poaceae. The record is from the annotation of a GenBank genome assembly.